Molecule: messenger RNA, 626 nt
Organism: Rhipicephalus sanguineus (brown dog tick)
Lineage: Eukaryota; Metazoa; Arthropoda; Arachnida; Ixodida; Ixodidae
Product: DNA replication complex GINS protein PSF1
Exons: 3
Coding region: 3-572 (189 amino acids)
Biological process (GO): DNA replication; DNA strand elongation involved in mitotic DNA replication
Cellular component (GO): GINS complex
Source: RefSeq, a predicted model, not a curated record
GCAUGGUGUUGUUUGUAGAAAAAGCGCUCGAGCUCGUGAAGGAGCUAAAGCGCUCGCGCGGUUGGCUUCCACCGCUGAAGGAAGAUGCGCUCCGAGACUGCCUGGCCGAUAUGCAGGCGCUCUUCACGGAGAACCAGAACGACGUGGAGACGCACAUGGAGAACCGGCACGCCACGGUGCACGCCCGGCACGUAGCGCUGAGUCAAAUCCGGCGCUGCCUGCUCGCCUAUCUGUACCAGCGGCUGAUGUCGGCCCGCGACAUGCGCUGGGGCUUCGGCACCGCGCUCUCCGCUGAUCUCAGGGAGAACCUCUCCGAGCAAGAGCAACAGUGGCUGCGGCGCUACAACGGCCUGCUCGCCGACUACAUGUCCAGCGUGGGGCUAGACCUCAGCCGCUACCGGAGUCCGCCCAAGUCACUCUACGUGCAGGUGCGGUGCGUCAAGGACUACGGCGACUUCGAGACCGAGGACGGCACGUGCAUCGUGCUGGCACGCGACACCACGCACUUCCUCGAGCGCUCCCAGUGCGAGAAGCUCAUCCACCAGGGAAUCGUUGAGCACGUCACCAGCUGAAAGACCACUUUAUUGGCAGCAAGUAAUAAAAUAAUAAAAUAAAAUAAUAAAAAA